GACAAAGGAAGCUGUAAAUCACGUGACUCGAGGUUGAGAGUGAAAACAAAGAUGGCGGCGGUGACGGUGAAGACGAGACGAACGUUUUUAGUGAUUUUUCUUUUUUUCUCUCUUUUUUCUUCUUCAGGUCAAAGUUCGUUCACGCGACAGUUGACUGUGCAGUUGAACCCUGGCUGGAGUGCACCGGCGCCUCCUGGUGGUGAUCUGCUGCACAUCAGAGCUGUGGGAGACAAUGACACGCUGCACUUCCUGUUCUGCAGCCAGGGGGCGCCUACACUGCUGCUUGUCCACACCAACUCCUCUUCUUCUUCUGUCAAGGUCGACUGGACACUGUUUUUGGCUCGAAACACCACGGGCAGCCUGAGGGUGGAGCCAGAGAGCAGCGUCCUGUCCAGCACUGCGCUCGUCUUCAGCAGGUUGCUCGAGUACGAUGACAUCAACGACACGGCCUCGAUGACCUCUGACCUCUUCCCUCCGUACGAGCUGCAGAACCUGGGCUGGUCUCGUGUGAACUCGUCUGACCCGUUUGCUCCUCUCUGUGGAUCCGUGGUCAACAGCAGCGGCUCCAUCUGCCUGCAGUUGUCGGCGUUUGAGUCUGAGGGGCGUGACCAGAGCUGGCCCCGCCUCUUGCACACAGCUAACUCCUCCCAGCUGGGGGUGUGGCUUGACGGUGUGUCGCCAAGAGCGGCUCGUUCCAGGUUCAUGCUGGAGCUGCAGGCGGUGGGCGGAGCUUAUCCUCUGAGCAGAGUGGACGUCCAUCAAUCAAUCGACGACGAGUUCACGCCGUCCAUUUUCAAGGCGUCCCACUGGGUGUCUUCGGCGAACGGCAGCUCUGAAGUCGUGGGUUUCGUGCGUUGGCGCUCCGUGGCGUUUCGUCGCUCUAAACCAGCGCUGGAGGACGCCACGCCGUGCCGUAACUCCGCCCCCCGUCCACAGAGCAGCGAGGCGGCAGCGGCGGCAUCCGGUCUGAUUCGAGCGUUUUACUCCAACAUCGAAACGUUUGGUCUGAACGUGAGCUUCGGUCUGGCGGGAGAACCAUUCUACAACAGCACGCGCCUCCUGUCCUGGACGCUGCUCGUGGGCGUCGGCUCUCCUCCCGUCGACUCCUUCUCGGCACUCGUCGUCGCCAUCAUGGCGGUCGGGCUGGGAGCGCCGGUGCUGGUCCUGUUAGUGGGCGGAGUCUGGAUCUGCACGCGCAAGAGAGCGAUGGAGCAGACGGCAGCCUACGAGCCAAUCAACUGACAGCUGAGUGUCAGAGACUUUAGACUUGAUGAUGUCAUCCGUCCAGGCGACCAAUCAGAGCGAGGUUUGAUUCUUUUUUGUUUUUUAAAAACCUUUUAAAUCUUUUCAUUUUUUUAAUGAUAGCGUUUUUAAAGUCGUACGACAGAAGUUUCCGAUGUUUUGUCGUCUUUCUCAUAUGAAGUUAAUUUUAAAUAAGUCGCACAAUCGUACGACGCUUUUUUACUGAAUUUUUAUUUAUUUAAAUUUGAGGUUUUUUGUUUACAAAAACAUUUACA
Solea solea (common sole) is the source of this 1517-nucleotide messenger RNA. It is a transcript of the gene glmp, whose product is annotated as glycosylated lysosomal membrane protein. The coding region runs from base 52 to 1242 and encodes 396 amino acids. The transcript is spliced from 7 exons. NCBI's taxonomy places the organism in Eukaryota, Metazoa, Chordata, Actinopteri, Pleuronectiformes, Soleidae. The record is from RefSeq and is a predicted model, not a curated record. Gene Ontology annotation, cellular component: lysosome.